AUGGUGCGGUCUCCGUUUCCCGUAUCCAGUCUUUCUAAGCUUCACCUCAAAGGUUCAAAGUGCGGCGUUCCUCCGGCAUGGAGCGCGGCGGUUCACUCUCUGAGGGUUGUAGGAGGGACUGAGGCCACAUAUGGAUCCCACCCAUGGCUGGUUUCACUGCAAAACAGGGGUUCUCACUUCUGUGGAGGGGCCAUCUUGACCGACCGCUGGAUAAUGACUGCUGCACACUGCUUCACAUCUGUGUCAAAAGAGUUUCUCAGUGGUCUGAGAGUCCUAGUUGGAGACUUUGACCAGAGAGUAACUGAUGAAGAGGAGCAAGUCUUUCUGAUCAAGGCCGUCUCGAUCCAUGAGGAGUACAGUCGUGUUUUGCCGAUGCACUACGACAUAGCUCUGGUUGAACUGGAACAACGCAUUAAGAUGGGAGCUCACAUCCAGCCAAUAUGUCUACCUUUGCCUGAUGAGAAUAUCCGUCCCCAGACCAGCUGCAUUGUGGGUGGGUGGGGGAGGACAAAGGAAAGAGGUCGUCUUCCUGCGGUGCUGAGAGAAGUCCAGUUGGAUUUGGUGAAGCCAGCCAAGUGUAAAAAUGUCCUCCAGACUGUGAUUCUGAACCAGAGUCCAAUCAGGCACUCGCCCGUCUUGACAGUUUUAUGUGCCGGACCAGAGAGAGGAGGUAGAGAUGCCUGCCAGGGAGACUCAGGGGGUCCUCUGGUAUGUCCGGUGGGGUCGGGGAGCAGUCGCUGGGUGGUGCUGGGCGUAACCUCCUGGGGUAAAGGAUGCGGCCGGAGCUGGGGAAACAACAGCAGUCGCCCUCCUUCUAGAAGAGGAUCUCCGGGGAUCUUCUCUGACGUCAGACUGCUGCUGCCUUGGAUCAAGAGUAAACUGAGAGAGGCUGAGAAGCAGCAGCAGCGGAAUCAGCAGCAGGGAGCGACUUUAUCCAGACUCUGCAGUGUGAGAGACGGGGCUGUAUCUGACAGCGAGGGGCCAAUCAGAAACCCCGCCCUCCCUGCUGAUCGCUAUGACAACAACCAGUUGUGUUUGUGGAGCAUCAGUGUUCCUCUGGGUUACGGUAUUCUGUUGGAGUUUGAUCAUUUUGACCUGGAGAAUGACUCACGCUGUCACUACGACCGGCUCACUGUGUCAGUCGGGGCUCACAGGCCUGUUGGAAUAUUCUGUGGAAGUGCCGCCCCCAGUCGGGUGGUUCUAAAUACCUCCCAGAAUGCAACGCUCCUCUUCUCCUCUGACAUUAGCGGAGCAGGAAGUGGCUUUGUAAUUAGGCACCGUGCUGUCAGGGGACACUCUGAUCCUGGAUGCGGGGCAGUAGUUCUGGUUGAGGAUCAGGCCGCCAUCCACAGCCCAAAUUACCCACAAUCCUACGGAGAGGAUUGUCUCCUCCGCUGGGUAGUCUAUGCCCCGGAGGGCCACGUCGUUAAGCUGGACUUUACUGACUUUCACCUGGAGGAGUCGGACAGAUGUUUGUACGAUUCCCUCACAGUCCUGGCGGAUGUCGAAGGAACGGAGGAGAUUGCUGUGCUGUGUGGUGGCACCGUUCCUCCUCCUGUCCUCUCCUACCACAACGUCAUGGUGCUUCAGUUCACGUCCGACGGCAGCAUCGCUCACAGAGGAUUCAGGGCCACGCUCACGUUCAUCAGCGCUGCAGACCUGCAUGAUCAGGACAGAACAGAUGUGGACAAUCACCCAGAUGUUCCGAAACCUAACCAGUGGCACACAACGUCUCAUGACUCAGUUGUGAAACGGUCCAACAGCAGAGCUCUGUCCCACCGGGAAGAUGUGGACCUUAUAUCCUCCUCAGGGGGUUCCAGGCUUGACGUGGACGGAUGGAGUUCAGACGAUGAAGACCAAAGCGGUGAAUCCUCGGGGACUGAGCAGUAAACCUCCUGGAAGGAGAUGUUUUCAUUCAUACGGCUCAGGAGGCAGGAGCUGGUGGUUUAUACUCAUCUGUCUGUUGCUUAGAGCUGUUUUAUUUUCAUAAAAGAUGCUGGAGGCUCCAAAGAUGAAAACACAUUCUCUCUACUAAAAUAUCUUUACACUGAUUUCCCAAUCAUUAUUAUUAUUUUAUAUGAAUAUCAAACUUUGUGUUGGUUUAUUUUGGUCAUAACAAACUCAGUUUUUAAAUAAAUAAAAGAUGUGCAGUGUAUAUAAAUCUAAUGGUUGUCUUUUCAAAGACACAAAACUGCUUUGACCAGACUCAAGACAUUUAUUGUAUAUCUUCAUUCUCAAGACACUCAUAGAGACUAUAUGAGUUGCCUCGCUGGUCUGGACUGAAAUAUCUCCACGAGUUAAGAUUUGGGCUGCAGGGGAUGAACCUUUAGACUUUGGCUGAGGAUGGUGACGUCUACAGAGCUGAGUUUAAUGUCAACUAGAUUGCCAGGAAAUUACACAUUUGUGAAAUGCAGUUACGUUUAUGUCCAAAUAUCUGCUGAAUCUUGAGGUAGACUUGGACAGACUUCAGUGAUCCACAAGGGGAAGUGCUUGGUCACAGUAGCUUAGUUGUCACAAAAAGAUGAGCUGUUGUACAGCUGGAUAGAGUGUGUAAUAAAAGAAGUCCUGUGGCGUUCACUGUGGGAGUGAAGCUGAAUCAGUCUGCUGGAGAAUGAGCUCCGCUGUCCCUCCUGUGUUUAGUGUAGUGG
Messenger RNA from Mugil cephalus (flathead mullet), 2648 nucleotides. RefSeq names its product ovochymase-2. Gene Ontology annotation, molecular function: serine-type endopeptidase activity. The transcript is spliced from 16 exons. The record is from RefSeq and is a predicted model, not a curated record. Gene Ontology annotation, biological process: acrosome reaction; proteolysis. NCBI's taxonomy places the organism in Eukaryota, Metazoa, Chordata, Actinopteri, Mugiliformes, Mugilidae. The coding region runs from base 1 to 1890 and encodes 629 amino acids.